UAUAUUAUAUUAUAUUAUAUUAUAUAUCAUAUUAUUAUUUUCGUAUACCACGAUCUCGAUUCGUGUGUAAUAUGUUAUAACUCUGCGGAACGAUAUUUUUGCAGUCGAUACCGCCUAACGCCCUCCUCCUCUCCCCCGUACGUUUUUAUUCGUUUUUUUUUUUUUUGCAUAAAACACGCACAAUCGGUCAUUUCACUAUAUUAUUAUCUCGCCGCACAGUACGUUUCACGCGCGCCCAUAUAAUCGGAAUACAAUAUAUUAAAUCGUGUAAUAAUAUUAUAUUAUAAUAUAUACAUCGAAACCGCACCGUUUGCAUACCUACCGUCGUGUCGUUCAGAUACCUACCUAUACCAUAAUUAUGACACCUGUUAUUAAAAUAAUAAACAAAAAUAAUUUAAAUAUAUCUCCGUUAAAUUUAAAUGAAAAUAUGAUUUAUUUCAAUAAUGAUUUUCAUGGUCAAGAGCCUACAAUACCUAUACAAGGCUGUUUAAACGUUAAUAUAAGUAACGUAUCAGCUAGUUUUAAUGUGAAAUCGCAUUUAAAUCUCAGACACUUGGCAUUGCAUGGUCAUAAUGUAGAGUAUAGACGUGAAAAAGCGAAACUGAUAAUGAAGUUACGUAAGCCAAGUACUACAGCAAAUAUAUGGUCGAGUGGGAAAAUAGUUUGUAUUGGUUCAGCAUCUGAAAAUGAUUCAAAAAUAGCUUCAAAACGUAUUGCUAGGAUUAUUCAAAGACUGGGCUAUGCUGAAGCCAAAUUUAGUGGUUAUAAAAUUGUCAAUGUUCUUGGUUCGUGUAGCUUACCAUUUUAUAUCAGAAUUAUACAGUUUUCCGAAAAAUACAAAUCAGAUUCUCAGUAUGAACCUGAGUUACACCCUGGCGUCACUUACAAAAUUAAAGAAAUUAAAGCUACAUUAAAAAUAUAUUCUACUGGUAGCAUAACUGUAAAUGCUCCGAGUGAAGAAAAGGUUAAACUUGCCAUUGAACACAUAUAUCCUUUAGUAUUACCAUUUGGGCGAAACAAGAUAUUGGAUGAUAAGUGUCUUGUAGGAGUGACUGGAGGAAUCAAUUACCGUGAACAAAAUACUAGAAUAUUGCAAUCCACUAGUCAUUUGCCCGUGUUAUAUCAUAGCCCCGUUGGAGAAUUAAUUAAAAAUUGGCAACUAAACACUUUCGUACCUACAGUAGACAAAAAUCAUGAUAUUUUAUUAAACUACACUGCGUAAACUCUUACACUUUUCAAUGUGAUCACGCCUCAAAUCACAAUCAUUGUUAAUUAUUAUAAUAUUACGUUAGAAAUUAAUAAAGAUAAUUAUAAAAUUUACAAUAA
This is a messenger RNA of Aphis gossypii (cotton aphid), 1326 nucleotides long. Its product is annotated as TATA box-binding protein-like 1. Lineage: Eukaryota; Metazoa; Arthropoda; Insecta; Hemiptera; Aphididae. Gene Ontology annotation, molecular function: DNA binding; general transcription initiation factor activity. The record is from RefSeq and is a predicted model, not a curated record. The transcript has 5 exons. Bases 359 to 1222 code for a protein of 287 amino acids. Gene Ontology annotation, biological process: DNA-templated transcription initiation.